ACCAGAGCCUAAUUUUGAGGCAACAGAGAACCUUAACAUCUCUGCUCAUCAGUUUCUCUAAUCCAAGCAAUGGCAAUGUCUCACCCCUCUCAAAGUGGCAACUUGUUAGCCUUAGCCCUUGCCAUUUUCCUAUUGAUCCCAUGCUGCUUAUCUGACAAAGCAGUCCUGGAGUUGUUCGAGAGAGCGUGUCAUUGCUUCGAUGACCCCAAUAUCUACCACAUGUGCGCGGAAGAGUUCAGGCUGAACGCGGAGGGCGCGUUCCACGUCCAGAAGGAAGAGGUCGACGGGUAUUGCGGCGGGCCGUGCUUGGAGGAGACGAAGCUGGCGCUGCAGUGCGUGGAGGAGGUGGCCGCCGAGAGCUUCAGGUUCUCCAACGGCGCGUCGGUGCUGGCGGUGAAGCAGGCGCUUGACACGGGAUGCAGCUACGGCCCCGACAGAGGAACCUUCGAGAUCCGCGAGCGCAAGGACUGCAUCGGCGGCGUCGACGAGUACUACUACCACCACCCUCGCGACCACGAGCAGGAGAAGCCGGCCGCCACUGGCCGAUACUACGGCGAGGGGAGCGAGCAGCCGUACGGCCAGCAGGGUGGCAGUUGGGGCAAGGGCGAGGGCGAGGAGUACUGCUACGGGGACGCAGGUGGCAGGCUAGGAGGGCUCUCCGGCUUCCUGCAGAUGCUGCUGCUGCUCGUCGCAUCUGCACCGCUGCUUCUCGCACUCUGAAUUCAGUCUGUACUACCAGAUUCUUAGAUGAUGUUGAGGCCAGUUUAGUGGCCAGUUAGACUGUGUUGUAUGAUCGUAUAGCGUGUGGUACUGUACUCGUUCAUUUUUCCUUCUCGUUUCGAUUUUGAACAUAGAUACAUUUAUAAUAUGCACCUUCGACAAAUACUUUCUCUAAAUAGAUGUUUGUAAAA
Molecule: messenger RNA, 911 nt
Organism: Phragmites australis (common reed)
Lineage: Eukaryota; Viridiplantae; Streptophyta; Magnoliopsida; Poales; Poaceae
Exons: 4
Coding region: 70-720 (216 amino acids)
Source: RefSeq, a predicted model, not a curated record